Molecule: messenger RNA, 7239 nt
Organism: Acipenser ruthenus (sterlet)
Lineage: Eukaryota; Metazoa; Chordata; Actinopteri; Acipenseriformes; Acipenseridae
Product: cyclin-dependent kinase 12-like
Exons: 14
Coding region: 923-5311 (1462 amino acids)
Biological process (GO): protein phosphorylation; transcription elongation by RNA polymerase II; positive regulation of transcription elongation by RNA polymerase II
Cellular component (GO): cyclin/CDK positive transcription elongation factor complex; nucleus
Molecular function (GO): cyclin binding; ATP binding; RNA polymerase II CTD heptapeptide repeat kinase activity
Source: RefSeq, a predicted model, not a curated record
ACCUGUCGCUUGUUUGUCUCCACUGCAGCACGGGAGGGCGAGGGGCGGGGCUCCGCUCUGGAAAGGCAGUUGCUUGGUUACCGUGCGAGUGACAGCGCGAGACACUUCCGGCUGCGGCUCGGGUUCAGAGAGGGAGAGCAGAGACCAAAGCCGUUGGAAGGAGCCGUAAUGGCGUCAGUCCUCUCUAUUUAGCAACAGGGGCAGUAGCUGUUCUUAAUCCGCAAACAUCGCCCUAAAUAUAGGCCUGAUAGGCUCCCAGGGCCACUCAAAAUAAACUAGAACAUCUACUGCACACGAAUAUACUGACAUUUCUGACCAAUAUCAAAAAACAAAGAGAUAAAAUACUGUAUUAUAAAAACGACCAUGUAAACAGUAUCAACCGGUUCACGUUUUCAGUUUCAGUUUUGUGAAACAAUAUCGCCCAUUCAUCAUGGACUCUGGUUGUUUCUGCGUAAACAGAAGGAAUUAAAUACAUUUCCUUUAGCCUGCAACCGGGCUACGCGAUAAUAAAAAGGUGUUGAGAUUAGACGUUUCUUUUACAAAAAGAAAAUUAAAGAUCUCCAUUACUGCUGCUGCUGCUAGCGGGGGGAGAAAUGAGCAGGAUGUAACGACUUCAAUACACAGCAGUGUGCUUUCAGAAAAAAAAAAAACAACAAAACAAGAUCCAAUUUCAGACGCUCUAUUUUUUUAUUCUAUUUUUUUUUCCACCUUGUAGGUCAGUGAGGGAGAGAGACCUGGAAUGAAUCGAGAGAAAGCAUAAGCAGGCGAGAGAACGUGGGAUACUGCGUGUUUUUUUUUGUUACAUUCAUUGUUAUUUUAUUUAAGAUUACGAUAUUUUUUUUUUUUUUAUGUGUGUGUUACUUUAAUGUUUCGUUGUGGUUGGAGAGGCCCGGCUUUGGCAGGAGGUGCGUUACCGUGAGGAAUGCCCGGUUCUGAGAGACAACAUGGAAGAAAGCCGGAUGGAGGCAUUCCCGUUCAGUUACAACAACAGCCAAGCAACAGCGGGGCCCUUCAAACCGCGCAGCCACAACCUUCCUCGGCUACAAACAUGACCAGCAAAGACGGUAAGCAGAACCUAAAGGCCUCCUUGUCUGCCUCCACAGCUAAGCACAAGCGCCACAAGUCGUCCAAGCAUAACCGCCAAGCAGCGGCGCUAGACCACAGGCCCGGCACCACCACAAGCUCCGUGGCGCCCCCAGCGGUGAGUGCUAUUAAACCUUUAGUGGAGUACGACGAUAUCAGCUCUGACUCCGACACGUUCUCCGACCCUCCGGCCAGGAGAUCUGACAAGACCGGGAAAGGGGGAGGCAGCAGCGUGGAAAGUCGGGGUCACAAGCACAGGCACCCCCACAAGAAGGCCAAAGACCUGCACAAGGUAAAGGAAAUAGGGGGUGGGGAGAAGAAGAAAAACAGCAAGGAGCGAGAGAAGGAGAGCGAGGGGGCCAGGGGCAAGAGCAGCAAAGACAGGUCCUCGGGCGCCAGGAAGUUUGAGGACGGGGCGACUGGUAAGCGGGGCGAGCCCGCUGUCUCCUCAUCGUCCUUCGCACCAGGACAACCAGCAGGUGCCAACCCCGCUCCCUCCAAGAGCAAGGAGGGCGCCCGGGCGGCCAAGCCCCGCAAGGACAGCAAGCAGAGACGUGACAAGGGAGACUCCCGAGGCGCCUCCUCCCAAAAGGACAGGGGGGACAAGAGCCAUCGCAAGAAGGGGUACAAGGGGAGCCCCCGCAGGAAGCAGAAGGGCUCCCCCAGCCCCAAACCCCGAGGCGGGGGAGCUGAUGACAGCCCUGGGGCAGUAGGGGGUGGGUAUGGGCAGGACAGCGAGGACAGUUACCACUACCACCACCGGAGGCAACAGAGCCCCAGCCCUCCGCCCUGCAAGGAGCCCUCCGGGAGGGGCAGCCGGCACCGCUCUUCCAGCUACGAGAGAGACAGCAGCCCUGGCUACUCCAGCAGGAGGCGCUCCCUCAGCCCCUAUACCAACCGCAGGUCCUCCAGUGCCAGCCCGGUGUCGCGACGGUCGGUUCGUUCGCGCAGCCGCUCCCCGCCCCCCUUCUCCUCCUCGUCCCGUCGCUCCUCGUCUCGCUCUCACAGUAAGAAGCGCUCGUCGGGGUCUCGGAGCCGGCAGUCCAGCGUGUCGCCUCCCCCUCCUGCCCGCUUCCCCCUCAACUCCAGCCUGGGGGCUGAGCUGAGCCGCAGGAAGAGGGAACGCCAAGCCGCUGCUGCUGCUGCAGGGGCUGCCAGGGGCUCCCCGGGGCCACGGAGAGAAGAGCCCAGGGCUGCACCUGCUCCCCUGACAGCCAACGCCAAGAGAGGGCCAAGCAAGCCUCCUCCAAAACCAGCUGAGAAGCAGAGCGAGGCCGAGACCAACUCCAUCACUGCGGCCGCUACUGUGGGGGUCAAACCAGAGCUGGAGGAGGUGUCCCCCCCAGACAGGAACACAGCCCCCCCCUCCGUCACUCCCACCCCAGCUCCCGAGGACCCCCCCCAGCUCCCACUCCCCUGCUCUGAGCCCCCCAGAGAGGAGAAUGCCUCACUGUCUGCUCCCCCUCCUCCUCUCCCUGUCCCCCAGUUCUCCUCUCCCCCUCCCCUGCCCUCGGCCACCCCUCCGGCUCAGACCCCUCCCCUCCCCCCUCUCCCCCCUUCUCCUGCCACCCCCCUGCGCCAGCCCCCCCCUCCCCUACCUGAGUCCUUCUCCCCCAGACCCCCUCCCCCCUCCUCUUCACAAGGUAAAUCUCCAGCCCCUCCCCCCUCGCGGAGCCCCGCCCAACCCCAUCUCCCCACGCACCCCCUGCAACUCCACCCCAAGACCUCCACCCUGCCCCCCCUCCCCCUGCCCCCCAUGCUGCUGGGAGAGAACAGCUUGGGCAGCCCGAAGGAAUUGCCCCCCCAUCGCUCUCACAGGAAGGAGAAGGAGGGUCGAACCCGGCACCUGCUGACUGACCUUCCCCUCCCACCCUCCCUGCCAGGGGGGGACACUUCACCCCCCCAGUCUCCUGCCCAGAAGACCCCCCCACAGCCACAGUCUGCCUUCAAGAAGAGACCAAAGUUCUGCUGCCCGCGCUACGGGGAGAGGAAGCAGACGCAGAGCGACUGGGGGAAGCGCUGCGUCGACAAGUUCGACAUCAUUGGCAUCAUCGGAGAGGGAACCUACGGUCAGGUGUACAAGGCGAAGGACAAGGACACAGGGGAGCUGGUGGCCCUGAAGAAGGUGCGUCUCGACAAUGAGAAGGAGGGGUUCCCCAUCACCGCGAUCCGAGAGAUCAAGAUUCUGCGGCAACUCAACCACCGCAGCGUGGUCAACAUGAAGGAGAUUGUGACGGACAAGCAGGAUGCGCUGGACUUCAAGAAUGACAGAGGUGCGUUCUACCUGGUGUUCGAGUACAUGGAUCACGACCUGAUGGGCCUGCUGGAGUCGGGGCUGGUGCAGUUCUCAGAGGAACACAUCAAGAGCUUCAUGAGGCAGCUGCUGGAGGGGCUGGAGUACUGCCACAAGAAGAGCUUCCUGCACAGAGACAUCAAGUGCUCCAAUAUACUGCUGAACAACAGCGGACAGAUUAAACUGGCAGAUUUCGGUCUGGCUCGACUCUACAACUCGGAGGAAAGCCGUCCCUACACCAACAAGGUGAUCACGCUGUGGUACCGGCCGCCCGAGCUGCUGCUGGGAGAGGAGCGCUACACUCCAGCCAUCGACGUGUGGAGCUGCGGCUGCAUUCUCGGGGAGCUGUUUACCAAGAAGCCUAUCUUCCAGGCCAAUCAGGAACUGGCUCAGCUGGAGCUCAUCAGUCGGCUGUGUGGCAGCCCCUGCCCGGCGGCCUGGCCCGAUGUCAUCAAGCUGCCCUACUUCAACACCAUGAAGCCCAAGAAGCAGUACCGGCGCCGACUGCGCGAGGAGUUCGCAUUUAUCCCCAGCCCUGCUCUGGACCUGCUGGACCGCAUGCUGACCCUUGACCCCGGGCGGCGCUGCACAGCGGAGCAGGCCCUGCAGAGCGACUUCCUGAGCAACGUGGAGCCGAGCAAGAUGAGCCCCCCCGACCUCCCUCACUGGCAGGAUUGCCACGAACUCUGGAGUAAGAAGCGCCGGCGGCAGAGACAGAGUGGGGUGGCCGAGGAUGUGCCUGUCAACAAACUGCCCCGCAAGGACCCGGCGCCCCCCCCCGCGGGCAAAGAGAACAGCCGCGCCCUCCCCAGCCCCGCGGGCACGCAGCCCCCCGGCCCCCCCUCCAGACAGGGCCCCCCCGCGGAGGAGCUGCCCAGAGGGUCCGCCACGCUGAGAGGUCUCGGUGAGGCCGCAGAGCAGCUCAAUCAGAACGAGAUGGCCGUGCUGCUCAAUCUGCUCCAGAGGCAGACGGAUCUCAGCCUGCCCCAGAUGGCUCAGCUGCUGAACGUGGGUUCGAACCCGGAGACGCAGCAGCAGCUGGAAUCUCUGACCCAAUCGCUGUCCGCGCUGACAGAGGCGUCCAAUCAGCAGCGAGGGUACCAGAAGGAGGAGGAGCCUGCCUCUGCAGAAACUGUUGCAGCACAGCCUCGUCCCCCCGAGCCCGCCCCAUUGGCCGACCUGCCUGCCAGUCAGGAGGACCUGCCCAAUCUGCUGGCUCUGCUGCUGGGGCAGCUCAUCAAGCCACAGGAAGGGGCGGAGCAAGCAGACGAGAGCAACGGCGUCCAAUCAGAGGAGCCGCUGGCAGCCAGCAGCAACGAACGCAAAGAGUCGGGUGUCGGCCGACGGAAGGCACCGGGUUCAAGUCCGGGUAUGGUGCCCCCUGAGAAGAGGCCCCCGGAACCCCCAGGGCCCCCUCCCCUUCCCUCCAGUGAGGCCGAUGGGGAGCUCCCAGUCUCCCAGGACCUGAACCCAGCGGUGGCCGCGGCCCUGCUGCAGCUCAUCACACAACAGGAGGCGGGGCCAGGCCAGGAGAGGGUGGGGCCAAGGGGGCGGGGGGAGGAGCCCCAGCACAGGAGGGUAGAGUCGCACAGAGGGGCGCGCUCCUCCAGCCAGCAGAGAGCAGCGCAGCCAGCCUGGAAUAGCACUGCGGGCGGGGGUCAUCCCUCCGAGCCCCCCCCUCCUGACAGAGCCCCCCCCGAGCCAGACCCCUCCUCUGGGAAGGCACUGCUGGCUCCCCCCUGCUCCACGCAGUUCCCUGGGGAUCAGGACCUGCGGUUUAGCCGUGGCGGGCCCCUAGGGAAGCAGCAUGCUGAACCAGGGGCCACAGAGCACAGCAAUUCUGGAGGGGGCUCGGAGUGGGAGUCCAACAAGGGGUACAGGGGAGCUGGCCGCGCAAAGCCCAGGGGAGGCAGGGGGAAAGGGGUGCCCUACUAAACCCCAAUCCCCCAUGCAGUGACAGGAUAGGGGCCUCACUCACUGCUUCUCCAAAACCGAUACCCCAUUCAGGAGAUGGGAGGGAGGCAAGUGAGCCUUAACUGAAACCCUGGCUGGGGCCCCUUCUUGUGUGAACCCAAACACCCCCGCACACAUGGAGGGGGGGAGGCACCCUCAUACUGUAUUUAGGGGACUCGGAAGGGUAUUUUUUGGGCUUUUUUUUUUUUUUUGGUUGCCCCUUCCAUGGAGGGUUGAACUGCAGGACUGUCAGUCUGGGAGGUUGUGGAAUUUCCUGUGGAAUUUCCUGUGGAAUUGAAAGUGCAGGACUGAUGGGCUGAACAGUGGAGCAGCAAUUCCAGGGGGUGGGUGACCUGCUGUUUUCAGAUAUUAUAGAGUGUGGUUGUCGAGGGGACCUGUGGAUUGAAUGGAUCAGAAUGUGUGACGCGGUGCACACAGCAACACACUAGCUAGCUGACGUGAUGGAGAACGCUCGCUGGACUUAAUGUGAAGUAUUGAAUUAUAUGUGAGAAGCAACAUCUAACAAGUGAAGAAAUGAAUUAACAAGAGGGUGCUGCUGAAGUUUUAAAGACCUGCGGCCCCUGACCUUGUGCCUCGUGCUCCUCUUUCAGUGCCCCCCAAAUUGACCUUGCCCCCGAGGGGAGGGGGGCUGUAAGAGGAAUGCACCACUUUGAUUUUUUUGUUAGUUUUUUAAGCAAAGCUUUUUUUUUGUCAGACUGUGCAACAUUGAUUUAGAGAUCCACAAUGUUGCAGCACUCAGACUGACUCUCUAUUUCGGGACUGAGCGUAGCGAUUCCUGUGGGGCUGCUGUCUGUGUCUUGUAUCUCUGUGGAACAUGAAUCACCCCCUCCUGUGCUGGAGACGGGCUUCAAGCUGGAUUGCAAUCUCUCUAACUCGCUUUCUCCUGGGAGCUGAAAUCUCCAUGGCAACAGUGGCAGUGUUUUUCUAACUCGCUGGCUAUGUGACCCCUGUGCUUUUAGCUGACAGUGCAGACUGCAGCCCACCCAGGCGUGCAGAGGGGAGGCUGUUGUGAAACUGGCACCAUUGUGGAUCCAGAAGGGCAUCGGCGCUGUGCAGGAACCGAGAGAGCGACUGGGUCAAAAUGGCAGACAUAGGAAUGCAGCUUCACCACACCCUUCUUUACUCUCUCAACACACACCCCCUCUUCUCUGAAACUGCAUCAAGCGAUCGCACACAGCGCCCUCUAGCGUUUAGGCUGUUGUACCUCAAGGAAUUCAGUGUUUCAGUUUAAACUAUCCUGAAAUAAACCUUUGUUUGAAAGCUUUAAAUAUAAAUUGUCUUCCACUUAGUGUCAUUUAUUUGUCGCCCCCCCCCCCCCCCCCAAAUCCUGGCUAAGUUCUGUUCUCCAGCGCUCAAUAACAGGAGCUGAAAUAAAUGGGUACUGAUGGUAUAUUUUCUGCUUGCUCAAUGUUUAGCAAUGUAGAAUUAAUCACACAAUGUUUUGCUUUUUCUUUGGUUUCUGGAAGUUGGUCCCAAUAUCGGACUACAGCUUGGUAGGGUGACAUUGUACAGUGAGCUUCUAUGCAGCCCUCGUGUUUGCUUCCGGACUCUGCUUUGAGCCACAAUGUGAAAAAUCAAAACAAAUUUCCAUCCAGCUCUUCAGGGCGAGUUUAGUGGACCUGGUGGGUGCGGAGGCAGAUUGCUGGGGCUCACAGCAGUGUGCAGACAGCGAGCUCAGCAUGCUGUGUGAUCCGCAGCACAUACAACUUGAGUUCAGUUUCAUUGCUUUGUAAUUUUAAAGACUACAGUUUUUGUUCCUCUGGCACUGGGAUGAAAGGAACCCCUUUGGGCUGUGCCUGUGUCUUGUACAGAUAUUUUGUAAUAUAUAAAAAUGUCUUUUUUCGGUUUUUUUUUUGUUUAUUAAAUGCAAUCUGAAAGUUAGAAACACA